This is a messenger RNA of Thamnophis sirtalis, 1167 nucleotides long. The record is from RefSeq and is a predicted model, not a curated record. NCBI's taxonomy places the organism in Eukaryota, Metazoa, Chordata, Lepidosauria, Squamata, Natricidae.
CACGACAAUACAAGCCCCCUGCUGCUUGCUUCCACAGAGGCCCAUUGGGCUGUCAGAGUAGAAGAAAGGGCCAAGUUUGAUGGCAUUUUUGAAAGCCUUUUACCAGUCAAUGGUUUACUUUCGGGAGAUAAAGUGAAGCCAGUAUUGAUGAACUCCAAACUACCUCUUGACGUCUUGGGAAGGGUGUGGGACCUCAGUGAUAUUGAUAAAGAUGGGCACCUUGACAGAGAUGAAUUUGCCGUGGCGAUGCACCUGGUCUACCGUGCCCUUGAGAAGGAACCCGUCCCCUCUCUGUUGCCCCCAUCUCUCGUUCCACCUUCCAAGCGGAAGAAAGUGCCAAUCUUUCCUGGGGCAGUGCCAGUUCUUCCAGCCAGUCCUCCCCCCAAAGACAGUUUGCGGUCCACUCCAUCACACGGCAGCGUCAACAGCCUCAACAGCACAGGAAGCUUAUCCCCCAAACACAGCCUGAAGCAAACACAGCCGUCUGCAAACUGGGUGGUGCCAUUGACUGACAAGAUUCGCUAUGAUGAAAUAUUUCUGAAGACAGAUUUGGACCUGGAUGGCUUUGUGAGCGGCCAGGAAGUGAAGGAUAUUUUCAUGCACUCGGGGCUUUCCCAGAACCUCCUAGCACACAUAUGGGCAUUGGCGGAUAUACGGCAGAUGGGAAAGCUCAACAAAGAUCAGUUUGCACUCGCCAUGUACCUCAUUCAGCAGAAGGUCAGCAAAGGCAUUGACCCACCACAGGUGCUGCUCCCAGAUAUGAUCCCUCCUUCGGAGAGGACCACUCCUGUCCAGACUCUCUCAGGCUACUUGGCCUCAGUAGGAACUGAGAUCUCGACACUCACAGAAAUGCGUCGUGUGAGUAAACGGGGCACUCUGAAGAACUCAGCCCCUCCCCAUCAAACCUCAGCCAAACAGUGUGAGUUCAUCGAUUUGGAUGACUCUCUGAUCGAACAAUUUGUGUGGGGGGUCCGCAAUGUCCGCCUCAAGCGGAGGUUGCUAGCCUGCACCGAUAUUACCUUACAGCAGGCAGUGGACGAAGCCAGAGCCACCGAGCUGUCAGAUAGUUCUACGGCUGAAAUUCAAUGGUGCCAGCAGCUGAUCGCACCCCCCCCCCCAAAGAACCUGCCUCAUCAACAAGUUGGCUUCCUUGGACGAACUCAAUGA